GGCAAAUAGCCCCCUGUCGUACUUUCAAAGUCGACAAGUGUACCUCGGCUAGUACCACACAGCUGUCUUUUUCAGUUAGUACGUGUAACCGGACCUUGGCCAUAAUUCUCCGGCGCUGUAGCCUUGCUCUUGGGAAGGCGUCACAGAGGGGGGGCGCAACGCCUGUUUCGCGAGAGAAACGGAUCUUGCUGAAGUGCGCACAGGCGCCUAGGCAGCAGUUGACCACUGUUGGCUUCUCCGAAGCACAAACCUCUCUGAGCACUGAACCGGGGAAGCAGAAGAUGGCUCGUUUUCUUUGCCGAUUUGCCGCUGUCCGCGUGAAAGAAAUUGCGCAUAUGCCAUUACCAGGCAAGACGAGGCUGUCUUUGGUUCGCCAAAUGUUCACUAAUUCUGGCCUGAGGUCGCUCACACGGUAUGAUGAAACAGUCGUCACAACCGACUGGCAGAAGAAGUUAACCCCGGAGCAGUAUGUGGUGACCAGGGAAAAGGGGACCGAGCUGCCCUUCAGCGGUAUCUACCUGAACCACAGCGAGCCAGGAAUGUACCAUUGUGUGUGCUGCGACACACCUCUGUUCAGUUCAGAAGCGAAGUACGAUUCGGGGACAGGAUGGCCUUCCUUCUACGAGGCCCAGGGCACAAAGGGGAGAGACGAGAGCAACACCGGCAUUCUGCGUCGCCCUGACAACUCGCUGGGGUGCACGGGGACCGAGGUCAUUUGCAGGACGUGUGACGCUCACCUCGGCCACGUGUUUGAAGAUGGACCGGAACCAUCCGGGCAGAGGUUCUGUAUCAACAGCGCGGCCCUGACCUUCAAAGCCAGCUCCAAGUAGUGCUGUUCUGACACAUAUCUCCGAAAGGAAAACCAAUACCAGCAGUUUGGUGCCAAAUGGUGUGAGGAGCAUGAUGUAUUAUUCUUCAGGUGCCGUGACAGACCUACCAAUAAUCAAACGUGUUCGACGUUAGAUGACCAGGUUCACAUUUUUUUUUUACUGGGGUAGUUUCUGAAAUUGUUUACAUUAUGGUCCAGUAUGAUCUGGUGCUUAUCCAAAUUGUGAAGCCAUGUCUUUUAUAGUAUACUCCAAAAGUCAGAAAGAAAAAGGAAUUGUUACAAUUUCAAAUGUAGCCGUUUGAACACAAAAGGUGAGGAAUUAUCAAAAGGGGCAUUCAUUAUUGGUUCUCCUCCCAAAUACUUUGGAAUUAAGCUUUCCUAAAACUUUUUAAAUGUUUUUUUUUUUGCUAUAUAAAGAUUACUAAGAGGCCUGCCUAUGUUUAGACAACCUUUUGUGUGUGCUGACACAAAAUUAUGAAAAAUGGACACCUUUUCUGAGAAAUAAAUCCAAAACUGAGCAAUUAAGAUGAAGUCAUAGACUGGGGGUAACUAUCCAUGGUCCUUGAGAGUCGCAAUCAGUGUGCAAGCGCGAGUGUUUAUCGUGCGUUUUGUGACAGGACAGGCCAGCUGGGGGACUUCAAGUUGUAAACACGGUAAACGCAAAAUUAUUAUUUUUUCUCUCUUUGACCUCUCUCUCAUACAAAUAAACGAAAGCACACCUUUUCAUUUUUAAAUAAUCCCAGAAUGACCUACAGUACACAAACAAACCAGCAGCUUCAGUGGUCAUGACAAAAUUCUUCCUCGAGUCCUGAUAAGUCUCAACAAGUUGACGAUUCAGGGAGACAUGUGGCUCUGCGGGGCCAGGGCUAGCCCUCCCUGCAGUUCACAGACGGUGUGAUUCAGCCAUGUGAUGGAGGCCAACAUGGAUCUGGUAAAGGCUUAUGAGAAAAGAGGCAAAAACACUGGGUUCCUUUUCUUUUCCUUUCAGCAUGGAAUACACCUUUACCUGUUCCUUUGCAGCCUACGCAUGCUGACGCAGCCUCCAAGUUAAACUUCAUUACGUUUUAGGUUAUAUUCUAAGUAGAUAUGGAAUGGCCAGACUUGCAGUCCGUCUGUUUACUGUUGUGUGAGCAGCAUGAGUCAGUUUGGUACUUUUUCUCUUCCCUCUCUGUCACACUUUAAGUGGGAGUAAUUUAUGGAAAUAUGCCUGUAUAAAAUAAUCAUCUACAAUGUGGAUAACUAAAGGUCUAUACUGGAUUAUGUAAACAAAUUAGAAAGAAACAUUAUUUCAAUUUUUGUGAACCUGGCCCUUUGGACCCUUUUGAAGACUGUGAUUGUUUCUAAAGCUGCUGUUCAAUACUGGUCCUCUUCAUGAUAAGGGUGGAGGCAGUUUUGUGGUUUAGUUGCUUGGACCCGGACUGAUUGCGCUAAGUUUUCAAAGGUGACUGUGAGAUUUAGAUUAGCUGCAAUUCCAAUGUUUUGACAUUUGAACAAGAAUCGAGUUUAAAGGUGAAAUUUCUAACACAUGCAAAAUGUGCAUUAAACACACCUAAGGGAAGAAUACACAUAAUUAAUUUUUGUACAGUGUAAUAUUAGUUUACAAUAAAUUAUCACCUGUCCCCUUGUAAACAAACAGUUAAGAUAUCAAAUGACACCAGCUUCCACAUUAUUCAGAGGUAUGAUGAUGUACUGUAUGCAUUGUGUAUAUUGUUGAAAGUUUACUUAUAAUUCAGAAAUACUUCUCCAAGAAUAUUAGACUUAGAACAGAGUAGUAAAAAUAAACUCCUCAUUGGCCUAACAGUGAUAGCCUUGAUUUCUGAAAAUAGAUAAAUGCAGAUUUUACAGAUUAUUUUCAGACUGAAGUCUUUAACUCUGAAAACACAAUUUAAUGAGACAGAGUCACAGCAGCAGAUAUGAAGGUGGGAGAUUAGCAGUUAGGUCUCCCCACCUUGUAGGUAGGAAAACCUUUUUAGCUGUAAAGGCAAAAGUGUUCCCUUCUCUGUUCUUGUUUUUUUAUCCAGAAAUUUAUAUAUUUUUUUGCAAUCGAGGGAAUACCUGAAAUACCCCAAAACAGGCUUUUGCCUUUUGUAAUUUCAAAAAGGGGCAGACUACAGCUUUUGCAACCAGAAAACAGCGGGCUGCAGCUCAUGUUUACUUCUAGUGGAAAAAAACCUGGAUAAAAAACAAAACUCUAAAAAGAACAGAGAGGCGAACACAAGCGGUAGUUCUCUUUUUUUCCAUUCAUGUCUCUGUUAAGGAUGCUGUCAAUGGAUCAGACUGGGUCACAAAAAGUUUGCUGUAGCAGUUUUGGCUGGUCUCUGAUUGUGAGCUUUCUAAAUCCAACUGUUACUCAAUGGGGAGUUUUAGAUGUUGUUGUGCUUAAAUACAACACUUUCUCUUUUAAAGACGGCAAUUUACAGUAGCCAGUAUUAAAGUCUUAAAGUUAAAAAGCCUAACAAGGAGUAUUUCUUUUAAUGUCUGACAACAAAAGUCACCUUUGACAUUUUUAUCGCUUAAGAUAUGAAUGAAAGGAUUGAAAGAACAAUAAUCAAAGUUUUGUGUAAUUUAUAAUUGUGAAGAAUAAUGUCUGUUAAUCUGUUAAAAACAUUUAUCAAACUGUUUUAUCUUUGAAUCAGAAGUCUCAGUGUUACAUGAUUGUUUUUAUCCACCAGUAAAGAAUUUGUUUUUACCAUUUGUUUUCUCAGAUUUUCCAGAGCUCUGUCACAAACUACUGACCACAGCAUAGAUAAAGAUUAAAUUAAACUGCAUAAUACUCCAGCCAAGAUAUACUGUAGCACAGACCUAAUGAUAAAUGAUGUCCAAGAUACUAGUCUGCAAUUUGACAAAAGGAAAGAAAUGUUGCUCUUCUACUGGCCUAAGUUCAAAAGCAGUCAUAAUGAUGAUCCUAAUCAAAGAACAGAACUCUCUGCGAUUAAGUCUUUUUUGUUAUUCAUUUCAUAUUUGGGCGUGAUUGCCUGACUUUCCUUGCUGUCACUGUCUUUGGGUGUUACAGAUAAGAAGAGCCAGCUCGUUUUGUAGCGAGAGUGAACUCUUGUCUAGAGCUCUGGACAAAUCUUAACCAACUAAUUAUGCCCUAGUUGGGCAUCAACACUGCCCACAGUCCAGUGCUGUGGAUACUCAUAAAAUCUACUGUAUUCAUCUACUGUAUAUCAGGAGACUUCUGGUCUUCUAACCAAUUUACUUUAUAAAUAACUGUAUAUAUUUUUAGAGACAAAUUUACACUGGCUGAUACAUUAUGUAAUAACGAUUACUGCAUGUUUUCCUAUUUAUUUCUUAUUCAAACAAUAGAUGUAUUGAUGCAUGCUGUAAUACUGAACUGUAAUCUUAAGGUUUUGUUAGGCAAGUUCAGUAAAUCCGAAACAAUGUCUAAGGUGUUUCUACAAAUUCUGCAGCACAUUUGCAAAUAAGUGUACCUCAAUGAUCCUUUUCAUUAAGAGGUUGUUAUUUUUGGCUUUAUUUCCAUAAUGGAAGACCUUUCCCUGGCUGAUUGAAGACCUGCCUGCUGGUAUAGUUAAUGUGCAAGGGCAAAGUAGGUUUCCCAGGCAGGGAUGUCCACUUUAACAAUUAAACCAUUUUAACAUGCAUGUGAGGCUCUCUUGAAGGCAGCUGUUGGUUACCAAGCAACAGACUGGCAUCGCCUUACUUUUGCUUUGUCGUAGUUGGCUUCAUACAUGCUAUUUCUGGAGAUACUUUUACUUUUUCUCUCAGUCCUGAGCUUUAAUUUCUUGUUAAAACAACCUCUACACGUGGUGAGGAGAGGAGUCGUAGGGUAAUCUGAAAAGAAACAGCAGUGAGCUUUGGCGGCAAGUGUGUUCAAUGCUGUAUCGGUGCCGAAAGCGAACACAGUAUAAAUUAACCUGCCCUUCUGGCUACCGUAGCACAAAUGCAUCCUGAUUAAAAACCCAAGCACACAGCUGUGAGCUCCACUGGAAGCAGUCCUGUGUGCCGGUUCUGUCAUGACAGUUUUAUAUUGGGUGAAGGCCAGCCACAGGAAAGAACUUGAGCAGUUUUAAUUGUAAAAUACACGAAAGAUGACAGAUUUUUUGGGGGGAAAAGGGGAUGAUUUUGCUUAUCCUUCCAAGCAAGGGGCUGGAUAAAGGGCAGAGAAGCCAAGGACAAGCCAGAAGACAGUCAGCUCUCAGAGCCCACUCUGACCUUCCACAGCCUGUUUUUCCAGAAAGCCUGAAAUCAUUCCCUAAGCAGGUCCUCUCUUCAGGGCGACAGAGAAGAAAGAUCGGCAGAGGCUGUCAGUCUGUGACCAUAAUAAAGCUCCAGAUGUCCCUUUAAAAGGUUUUUGAAUUGUGUACUUCACUACUAAAGUAGGAAGAACGCCCAGCAUAAUCUCAUAUACUGCAGUCCUCUACAUAUGCAAAAUGCAAUUCUCUGAAUAAGGAGUACACUGAUUUUCUUUCAUUGGAGAGGUUGUGUGAUAUUUCACCUUAGACAUACUGUACCGGUGCAUCCUUUGUAAUACAGGAUAGUUUGUUUUAGAUGCAAUACAGGUUAUUUACAGGCAUUACUGUGAGUUAGAAAAUGUACCUGCUGCAAUUGCACAGCUACAGUAUGUGAUACAAAAUGAGUCUCUUCUAUUACUUACUUCAACGAUGCUUUUGUAUUGAUCUGAAUGGAUGAAAACAAAUUAAAAUUUCAUCAGAUGUUUUUAAACCCCUCUUAGUGUUGUGGCUUAGCAUUAUGAUCUCAUUAGAAAGACUGCAAAGUUUGAUGCAUUUAAGAACUUUAAACCCCAUUACUUGUCCUCAUCAAAUGGCAAAAACAUGAAGGUAUUCUGAAUAUAAUUUGCAAACAUAAAUAGGGAAAUUAUUUUAUUUUAAAAAUUAAGUGUCCUUUUAUUUUUAGAUACUAAUUCAGCACGUGUCUCACUUAAACAUACUGUAAAAAUAUCAAGCAGGUGAUCUUAAACUUAAUAAACAGUAAUAACAAUGAUAUUAAAGGGUGUUUGGGGAUACCACCUCAAUCUAAUAAUUGCUGAAUUAGAUUGACCUUUUGUUUUUUUUUAGCUCAUAAACCUUCCUAGGUUCCUAGGUACCUGAAAAUGAUUUUACUGCUGAAAUCACCUAAAAAGUUUCAAUUCAAAUUUAAGUUCUGCUAAACAAGAGUGCCAGAGAACAUAAGGUUAAAAAAUUCUCAUCAUUUAGACUUUUGGUUCAAACACAUGGCAGUUAAGAGAUUCAGAGUUUUCCUGUAUUAUCUCUGCUCACAGGUAUAUGAGUAAUGGCACUAGUAGCCAAGGCCCUAAAGAGAAUAUAUGCUGUACAUUGGUCACAUUAAAGCUGAAUUACACACAUACUGUAUUUAGGCUUUUCCCUUUGGUUGUGAGAUGCUGACAGUUUAAAGGCACGAACAAAGCGUGCUUGUUUUCAGCUCUCAGAAAUGAUGGCUGACCACCCCAGCUCUGUCCUCCUCAUCUGAAGUCAGCUGUGUGGGUUGAAGAGCAUGUUGUUUCCAUUUUCAUCUGGACUCUUCUACCACCAUACAACCACAAAUGCAGCAGUCCUGCUCUUUUUCGAUUUUUCUGUUUCUCACCCAGAAAUCUUCCCUGACACUUGACACUAAUUAUAAGGUUCCCUAGAGACUAUAGAUUUAUCCUACACUGGAUGACGGUUCUUUCUUGUGGGUAAGUUUUAAAAAAGAAAGUUAUUCCCAACAUGGUUUCCUGAAGUGUUUAUUCUGUGAAAACAUAAUGGGUUUUCAACACCCACUAGACCUUCAGAACAAUUCUGUGUCUGAAGAAACACCCUGAACUUUGCUUUACUAUGUCUUUUUUGCUUAGCUUUGCAUUACUAUGUCUAAUACUAGGUGACUUUAACCAAUUAAUUUUUUCUCUUGUUACAAACUUAUAAUUCUGAGUUUGUGCCUUUGGUCACAGUCACUCUUUUUUUUCCCCACUGGAAUUAUUUUUCCCAAUAGAAAGAAAACAGGAUGUUACAGUAUCACUCUGAGAAGUCAUGGAAUGUAAAAAGAAAUAAACUGAUAUUCAAACAGAA
Lepisosteus oculatus (spotted gar) is the source of this 6855-nucleotide messenger RNA. RefSeq names its product methionine sulfoxide reductase B2 (gene msrb2). The record is from RefSeq and is a predicted model, not a curated record. Gene Ontology annotation, biological process: response to oxidative stress; protein repair. Gene Ontology annotation, cellular component: cytoplasm. Gene Ontology annotation, molecular function: peptide-methionine (R)-S-oxide reductase activity. Lineage: Eukaryota; Metazoa; Chordata; Actinopteri; Semionotiformes; Lepisosteidae.